Molecule: messenger RNA, 3038 nt
Organism: Anguilla anguilla (European eel)
Lineage: Eukaryota; Metazoa; Chordata; Actinopteri; Anguilliformes; Anguillidae
Gene: csgalnact1b
Product: chondroitin sulfate N-acetylgalactosaminyltransferase 1b
Exons: 8
Coding region: 1393-3009 (538 amino acids)
Cellular component (GO): Golgi cisterna membrane
Molecular function (GO): glucuronosyl-N-acetylgalactosaminyl-proteoglycan 4-beta-N-acetylgalactosaminyltransferase activity
Source: RefSeq, a predicted model, not a curated record
GCGAGCGGCGCGUUGAAGCAGAGCCCGGCCCACUCGUGCGCGCUCGCUCGCUCACUCUCGCUGACAGGCUUUAAUGGACGCCCCGCGCGGCUGUGGUUGUGGGACGGCCCACACAGCGCUACGCUCAGUAUGGAUGAGCGCUGAGAGAGGAGAGCCACUAGUGCUGUGGGGAAACGACGGCAGCCUUCUCCCAGGCUACGCCUCGGACCGCGAGGGAAUAAAUUACAGCCGACAUUCUUCAAGACUGAAGAAAUGAAGCUCAACAACAACUCAACAAUUUCGACAAAACAAAAAUGACUUUUUUUUACCUUUGGGUCUCAACAUACUGGCAAUCAUGCAUUGGUACAUAUGAUACUGGAACAGGAACAAAUUAAAUCAAAGGACAACUUAUAUUUUCAAAUCUAAUUAUUCUAACUUGAUGAAAGCAUCCAAAAUUAAGAUAUAUUUUAAUUAAUAAUAUUUGAUACAAGUGUUCAUCACACAUAACUGGUAAAAGCCUAAAUAUAUUGUGGACAUAUUUUUGACUAAUUCUGGCCACUGGCACUGGAAAUUAAUUAUUAUAUGUGCCAAUACAGUAUUUCAUGUCGAUACAUUAUGUGGCCUUUUAUCAUGAAGUACAUAAAUCUGUCAUAAUGAAGCCUGACACAGAGAUACAGUGAUGGAUUUUAAAAAUGUGACACAAUGAGUCAGCAUUGUACCAUUAUGAACCAUGACACAGAGAUGCAGUGAUAGAUUUAAGAAUGUGGAACAAUGAGUGAGUAAUGUUCCAUUAUGAGGCGUGACACAGAGACAGUGACAGAUUUAAGAACGUGGAACAAUGAGUCAGUGAUUCAGUCCAUUCCGCCAGAACAUAUUUACACAUGCUGAGAAGAGAAUGUGGUUCUUCCAUGUCAAGCAGACACCAAAUGGAGAUGAUGCCAUUGACUGACAGAUAGGAUAGUAUCAGGUUUGAAAGUCAAAGCUUAGUCGACACUGCUCAGAUUCAAUGAAAGGAGGAGGGGCACUGAACAGCUGGUGAUUCUCAUUCGUCAGACUGCAUGGAAACCAGUCCUUUAUAGACGUCAAUCAAGAAGGCCAGGCCCCAACAAGGACAUUGACCUCUGCAUUAUCUAACCAAGGAAAUUAAGUAUGUUCAGAGCUACAAGCCAGGCAAUGAACGCUGGUAACUGAGCGGCAAUGUUGGACACACCUUGUCCCAAUUACUUGCGAUGGACACUUUCUCUUGAGAUGGACACUAUCUUUUGAGAUGGACAGACAUAAAGGAGGAAUCGAAUCCGUUAAAAACUUUCGUUUUCAACAGAUCGCAAGCAGCUUGAGAAAAAUGGCAGAUCAGGUACGCCUCUAGCCGACAGAGAGUGAGGGACCUCUGAUGUAACUCUGGGGGGGGGUACCAUGCUGCGGCGGGGGGCUAUGAACUUAGUGGUCCGCUCAGGCGUGUUCCUGGUGGCGGUAUGCUCCGCCCUGUCCCUCCUCUACAUGCUGGCCUGCAGCCCGCCCUCUGCGGAGAGACUGUCCCUCCUGCCCCGGGCCGAUGUCCCGGCGGACAAGGAGUCGUACCAGGCCCUCCUGCAGGAGCGGGAGGAGCAGCACCGCCGCUACGUCAACAGCCUGGAGAAGCAGGUCUCCCAGCUGCAGGAGGCGCUGGAGGAGCGCAGCCGGCAGCUGGAGAACCUGAGGAAGUCCCUGGGGCAGGAGGAGACGCUGACGGUGCUCGCGGAGUCCCCGAACGGGCUGGGGGGCGGGCCGGGGGGCAGCGUGGACCUCGAGGAGUUCUUCCAGAGCCAGCUGGACCGGGCCGAGGUCCGGGCGGGGACCAAGAUCCCCAGCGAGUACGCGCUGGUGCCCUUCGAGGCCUUCACGCUCCACAGGGUCUACCAGCUGGAGACCGGCCUCACCCGGCACCCCGUGGAGAAGCCCGUUCGCAAGGACCGGCGGGACGAGCUGGCCAGCGCCAUCGAGGCCGGCCUGCAGGCGCUGAACACGCCCUGGGAGAGGGACGACCCGACCCAUCGGCGGGUCUAUUCGCCCAGCGACUUCAUCGAAGGUAUUUCUCGGACGGAGAAAGACAAGGGGACCGUGUACGAGCUCACCUUCAAGGGCGACCGGAGCGGCGAGUUCAGAAGGCUGGUGUUCUUCCGUCCGUUCGGACCGCUGAUGAAGGUGACGAGCGAGCGCGUGCGCACGGACAGCGUGCUCAUCAACAUCGUCGUGCCGCUGGCCAAGCGCGUCGACAAGUUCCGACAGUUCAUGCGUAACUUCAGGGAAGUCUGCAUUCGCCAGGACGGCCGGGUCCACCUCACCGUGGUGUACUUUGGGAAGGAGCAGAUUAAUGAGGUGAAAGGGAUACUCAAGACGACAUCAAAAGAGAUGAACUUCAGGAACUUCACCCUCAUCCAGCUGAACGAGGAGUUCUCGCGUGGGCGGGGCCUGGACGUGGGGGCGCGGUCCUGGAAACAUGGCAACGUCCUCCUCUUCUUCUGCGACGUGGACAUCUACUUCUCCGCCGAGUUCCUCAACUCCUGCCGACUGAACGCGAAGCCUGGCAAAAAAGUGUUCUACCCAGUCCUCUUCAGCCAGUAUAAUCCAAGCCUGAUUUAUGGCAACAAUAGCAUUCCACCUUUACAACAGCAGCUGUUGAUUGAUAAGAACACUGGAUUCUGGAGAGAUUUCGGUUUUGGAAUGACAUGCCAGUAUAGGUCGGAUUUCAUCAACAUCGGUGGGUUUGACGUGGACAUCAAAGGCUGGGGCGGGGAGGACGUGCACCUGUACAGGAAGUACCUGCACAGCCUGCUGCUGGUGGUGCGCGCCCCGUCCCGCGGCCUGGUGCACCUGUGGCACGAGAAGAGCUGCUCCGCCCAGCUCCCGCCCGAGCAGUACAGGAUGUGCCUGCAGUCCAAGGCCAUGAGCGAGGCCUCGCACGGCCUUCUGGGAACGCUCUUCUUCCGCCGCGAGCUCCAGGAACACCAGCAGCGGCAGCAGGGUCUCCGGGGCGACGGGAGCCGGUCCUGACAGGACGGGGGGGGGGGGGGGGGGGGGGG